This is a messenger RNA of Brugia malayi, 246 nucleotides long. RefSeq lists its product as uncharacterized. The transcript is spliced from 3 exons. Lineage: Eukaryota; Metazoa; Nematoda; Chromadorea; Rhabditida; Onchocercidae. The record is from RefSeq and is a predicted model, not a curated record. Bases 1 to 246 code for a protein of 81 amino acids.
AUGUUAUCAUUAACAUGUAUGAUAAUGUUUUGCAUUAUUUUGAACAUCUAUGCUCAGAAACAUUCUUCUUCUGAACAACUACACGAUGAUUCACAACCACGUAUGUUUGUAAAUUCAAAAAGUGAAAGUGUCCGAAAUAAUGCGCUUGUUGUUAGUGCACAACCACCAACAAUUUUUCAAGUUCCAAUGUUAGCUGCAUUUAAUCCAUUUCAAUUAAAACAUCAAAAUUUAGAAGCAAAAGGUUAA